CUGAGAUUGAAUGGCGUCGAGAAUCAAGAAUGGACAUUGUACAAACAUGAACUGCUACCAGUUUCUAUGCGAUUCUCUGACCACCAGCCACCUAGCUUGGUUACGCUGAGCUUCGCUGACUUUCGAGGAAUAAAACCGAGAACUAAACCGCCGUGCUUGUGACCCACAGCUGCCGCUCGCUUUCCCCGCACCGACCAUCUUGAUCAACCCAACGACCCAACAGCAGAUAACCCGCCAGCACCACUGAAUUCUGCGCCAGACCUACGCCCGGAAGAAAUGAGUUCGAACGGCAAGCAACAGCCGCCGCAGGCCAGCCAAGCGGCCCAGCCGGGUCAGCAGCAGCAUUUUCCUCCUCCUCCGCGGGGCCCGCCGCCCAUUCAGACCUCGCAAGCCGCCCCGCCGAAGCACUCCAACGAGACGCCGCUCCCCGACCCCGACUACCAUAUCCCCGCAUACGAUCCAGCCCACCCGCAGUUCGCGCCGCCCCCGACAGCCGCCGACGAGGAUAUCUACAACGCGUCUCCGACCGACGCGCAUCCGCCGAAGUGGGGUCAGCAGGCUCACCAUGACGGCGAGGGCGGAGGCCAUGACGGGAAGAAGCCACACAGGUUCGCCGCUCUGGGCGCUGCUUUCAGCAGCAAAGUCGCCGGGCCAGUUAAUGCCUUGGCCCACAAGUUCGGGUCCGAGGGCUUCCUCCCUGAGUCGCUGGACAAGGAGUGCGAAAAGGCAGCCAGGAUUCUGAGGGGCUUUUGCAGGGACGGCGUUUACAGCGAUACCGUUCCCCCCACCGUCUCCGGCUCAGUCCCGCCAGCGCCGGCCACGACCGCCUCUGCCGAGAAGCCGCCCGCCUCCCCGUCAGACAAGCACAAGAAGUCCCGCGUGCUCCUCACCAUUCCAUCCAAAGUCAUUGCGCGAGCCCAGGGCCUCGCCAUCUUCACCGCCGUCCGCCUCGGCUUCCAAGCAACCGGCUCCAGCGGUAGCGGCAUCCUGCUCGCGCGCCUCCCCGACGGCAGCUGGUCGCCGCCCUCCGGAAUCCAAGUCACCUCCAUCGGAGCCGGCUUCGUCGCCGGCGUGGACAUCUACGACUGCGUGAUCGUGAUCAACACGCGCGAGGCCCUCGACCUGUUCACCAAGACGCGGCUGAGCCUGGGCUCGGACCUCGCCGUGACGGCAGGCCCUUUCGGCGCGGGCGGCGCGCUGGGCUGGGGCGUUCCCGCCGGCAGCCGGGAGCAAGCUCAGCACCACGACCGAGGCAGGGACGGCGAGACCACGCACCACCCGGCGACACUGGCGCCCCCGCAGCAGCAGCAGCCCCAGCCACUGUCACCGGACAAGACGCAUUUCCAGACUGGUCCUGUGCCGGAGCACGAGCAGGGCAUGGGCGACGAGGACCAGAAGGACAAGGCCAGGAAGGAGAAGCGCGCGGACCGCCAGCCCAGCCCGUUCCGUGAGGCCAUCAAGAAGCCCGUGUACAGCUACGUCAAGUCGCGGGGCCUGUUCGCCGGCGUGCAGAUCGACGGCACCGUGAUCGCCGAGCGCGACGGCGCCAACGCGCGGUUCUACGGCCAGCCCGUGCCCGUCGCCAAGAUCCUCCGCGGCGAGGUGCCUGCCCACGGCCCGCCGGGCAUGUGGCCUGCCGCCGCGCGGGGCCUGUACGAGGUGCUGAAGGGGGCCGAAGGCUGGCACGGACAACAGCAACAACAGUCGGGCCGGCCGGUGAGCCCCGCCAGCCCGGGCUUCGGCGCCGCUGCCGGCACCGGCACUAGCACCACCCCUUCCUUCCCACCACCACCUUCUCCCGGAACCUCCGCCGCCGCCAGCACCUGGGUCCCUCCCCCUCCGCCUCCCCAUCCCGAAUCAGCGGGCGGCAUCCCGGCCGCCACAGCCGGCAUGCAAAGCCUGAACCUCGGCGAAGCCCACUCCGCCGCAGGCCCGUCCACCGCCCCGCCGGGCGCCGCAGCCACCGCCACGACGAGCGCGGCAUCCGCCAAAGCAGCCGAGGCAGCCGCCGAAGCGGCGCAGUUCCCCCCGCCGCCGCCCCCGCCGCCCAUGUACUCUGACGCGCUGCAGCAGGAGCAGCCACCGCACGACGCGGACGAUCUGCCGCCGGCGUAUGUGGAGACGGAGGAGUCGGAGAGGUAUCGUGCUGCGGCGGAUAGCAAGAGUGGGUUGCAUUGAGCACUCAUUUGCGGUUUGCGCGUGAAGAAGGUAGGUAGGUGGGUGGCUUUCGAGAGGGUGGGUUUCUCACCAGCGAGACAGGCAGGCAGAUAGUGUUUUGGAUGCUGGAAAUGGUAGUUAUGUCGUUAUGGGCUUGCGUUGUGAUGUUGAAUUGGGAUGUAACUAGCUUGGAGGGGUUGUCUGUUGGUGAUGGUGAUGAGGUGACGACUGCAAC
This is a messenger RNA of Thermothielavioides terrestris NRRL 8126, 2392 nucleotides long. RefSeq lists its product as uncharacterized. Lineage: Eukaryota; Fungi; Ascomycota; Sordariomycetes; Sordariales; Chaetomiaceae. The record is from RefSeq and is a predicted model, not a curated record. The coding region runs from base 277 to 2178 and encodes 633 amino acids. The transcript is spliced from 2 exons. Gene Ontology annotation, molecular function: phosphatidylinositol binding.